This is a messenger RNA of Symbiodinium necroappetens, 1690 nucleotides long. The record is from the annotation of a GenBank genome assembly. Lineage: Eukaryota; Dinophyceae; Suessiales; Symbiodiniaceae.
AUGGUGGAGAAACCCGGUGCCGGGUCCAAAGAGGAUCUUGACCUCGAUGAAGAGGAGGAAGAGCUCGCGCGGGCACCCGAACCCAAAACCAAGUCCUGGUUAGGGUUCUUCAAGCGCGCCGUGCAGGGAGACCGGGAUCCCAUCGAUGCCCUGGUCGCGAAGUACAAUCAGGGACAGGAUUCAGAUGAAGAAGACAAUGACGACUACGGCACUGAAAUACGCCCGCCGAAGCCCUUUGUCGAUACUCCCACCUUCAAUAUGUGUUUGGGCGUUGUGAUCGCCUUGAAUUCGGUGACGAUUGGUUUGGAGACAGACUCAGUGGCCCACGCGGUUGCGACGCAAGAAGAGCAUGACGAUCGCCUGUGGUACAUCGUUGAGCUCAUCUUUUGCAUAAUCUUCCUGUUUGAACUGCUGCUGCGGCUGUACUUCCAUAGGCUCCGGUAUUUCACGAAUCCGGUGACAAGGGCAUGGAACAUCGCGGACUUCAUCAUCGUCUCGGUCUCCGUUGUCGACACGUUGAUCCUGAUUCCCUUUGGCAUCGGUGGCACUGCUCGCGUGGUGGCGAUGUUGCGCUUCGUGCGCAUGAUGCGUUUGGCACGGCUGCUGCGGCUCUUGAAGCUAUUCAAAGAGCUGUGGCUCAUGGUCUCCGGCCUCCUGCAGUCGUUGAAGACGCUGGGAUGGAUCUGUCUGGUGGCCCUGCUCUUCUGCUACGCUUGCGCCAUUAUCACAACCACGGUCAUCGGACACAACGACGAUCUCUACGAUCCAUACUUCGCAACUUCCGGUGGCUGGGAUCAUGAGGUCUACUUUGCGACCGUUUGGCGGUCUACUUUUACACUGUUCCAGAUCAUGACGCUGGAUCAAUGGAACGAGUCUGUGGUGCGCCAUGUUGUAGCCAAUCAGCCGGCAAUGCUUAUUUUCUUUCUGAUCUUCGUCUGCAUUUCCAGCCUCGGCCUCAUGAGUAUCAUGAUUGGUGUCGUUGUGGAGAAUACGCUGGCGACAGCCAACAAGGACCAGAACAAAUUGAAAGCCAAGCGUGAACGGGACCGAAAGCAAGUCUUCAGUCAGCUUCAGGAGAUUUUCGAGAUGGCCGAUGUAGAUGGAAGUGGAACCCUGACCAUCGAUGAGGUCGAAGCUGCCAUUCAGAAGCCCGAGAUCUACAACAAGUUGAAGAUGAUCGAUUUUCCGGUGGAUGAUCCCGGCCAAAUCUUCGCUUUACUGGACUAUGAUGAAAGUGGAGAGCUGACAACGGAGGAGUUCAUCACCGGCUGCAUUCGCAUGAAAGGACCAGCCAAAUCGAAGGACUUGUUGGUCGCCCAGGUUGGCGUGGAUUCGAUGCGGAAGCAGUACGCGCUCUUUGAGCAGGAGAUGGAGAAAUUCCAGGCCAAGGUCGCGAUGCUGGAUGCCACCAUCCGGGCGGUGAUGUCUCAUGGAGAACACGUCUUCCUUGACACACGCCAGUAUAGGAUGCGGCACCCCGAUUUCAAGGCACAGACGAUGAAAAGAUUGGCAACCAGCGAGCUCGAGAACAUGCCUUGGAACAAGGAGGAGGGAACUUCCGCGCUGGCCCUCACGGAGGGAGGAAGGAGCUCACCGCAGGCGGCGCUCGCGGACGGGGCCACGCUGCGUGGGAACGCGAACCUGGAUCUGGCCUUGCCCAACCCUCCGGCCCUGGGCCUCGGCGACCCAG